Messenger RNA from Rattus rattus (black rat), 981 nucleotides. It is a transcript of the gene Rab17, whose product is annotated as RAB17, member RAS oncogene family. Gene Ontology annotation, cellular component: endosome. The record is from RefSeq and is a predicted model, not a curated record. Gene Ontology annotation, molecular function: GTP binding; GTPase activity. Bases 24 to 665 code for a protein of 213 amino acids. NCBI's taxonomy places the organism in Eukaryota, Metazoa, Chordata, Mammalia, Rodentia, Muridae. The transcript is spliced from 5 exons.
UCUCCUGUGGUUGUUUGCAGGUCAUGGCACAGGCUGGCGGGCUGCCACAGGCCAGUCCUUCUUCUGGCCAGCCCUAUGUGAGCAAGCUGGUUCUGCUUGGAAGCAGUUCUGUGGGCAAGACCAGCCUGGCCCUCCGGUACAUGAAGCAGGACUUCAGCAACAUCUUGCCAACUGUGGGGUGUGCCUUCUUCACAAAGGUGGUGGACUUGGGUUCCUCGUCUCUGAAGCUUGAGAUCUGGGACACAGCCGGCCAGGAGAAGUACCACAGCGUCUGCCACCUCUACUUCCGGGGAGCUAAUGCUGCGCUCCUUGUUUAUGACAUCACUAGGAAGGAUUCCUUUCACAAGGCCCAGCAGUGGCUGGAGGACCUGGAGAAGGAGUUCCAUCCAGGAGAGGUGGUGGUGAUGCUGGUCGGCAACAAAACGGAUCUCGGCGAGGAGCGGGAAGUGACCUUCCAGGAAGGAAAAGAGUUUGCAGAGAGCAAAAGCCUGCUGUUCAUGGAAUCCUCUGCCAAGCUGAACUACCAGGUAUCCGAGAUCUUCAACACCAUUGCCCAGGAGCUGCUACAGAGAGCGGGAGAUGGGCAGAGCAGCAGCCCACAGGAGGGUGAGGCCGUGGUUCUGAACCAGGGACCUACAGUCAGGCCGCGCCAGUGCUGUGCAUGACAGCCGCUGCCACUGCAGGAGAGCGAGUGGAGGAUAUCUCAGCCUGUGCUUCCGAGGGUCUCCAGCCCAAGCUACAUCUUCAAGAGUCUGCUGGCUCUUUGUCCAUUCAUGUUCUCUGUCGAAGAUGGCUUAUGGGUGAGCUCUGGAGGCUACCAGGAGUUGCUUUCCUUUGUAAUAACCGCUUGCCAAAGCUGAUGGGAACUGUCUCGGGGAGGAUCCAGGGUCGAAUGGCUUCCAGAAGACUGUCAGCCCUACCUUACCAGAUACACAGAUACCUGAAUGCUCUGAGCCAAGUGUGCCUGCCCCGCCUGGGCUG